Messenger RNA from Siniperca chuatsi (mandarin fish), 17161 nucleotides. RefSeq names its product microtubule-associated protein 1Ab (gene map1ab). NCBI's taxonomy places the organism in Eukaryota, Metazoa, Chordata, Actinopteri, Centrarchiformes, Sinipercidae. Gene Ontology annotation, molecular function: actin binding; microtubule binding. The record is from RefSeq and is a predicted model, not a curated record. Gene Ontology annotation, cellular component: cytosol; dendrite; microtubule associated complex. Gene Ontology annotation, biological process: regulation of microtubule depolymerization; microtubule cytoskeleton organization; dendrite development. The transcript has 7 exons. Bases 44 to 12880 code for a protein of 4278 amino acids.
CCACCCCACCAGACUCUUCCCCUCUCUCACACCGGUAGUUGUCAUGGCGAUGGAGUCAGCCUCGGCGUCGGCUCCAGGGGUUGUUGCCAUGGAGAUCCCGGUACGAGGUGCGCUCCCGGUGGUGGAGGAAGACGAGGGCUACAGCGCGCCGCAGCCUGGGUCCGAGGAGCGACUACGGUACCGUCGAGAAGGAGUGAGACGGCGGCGCGGGGUGCCGUUCAACCGGGGCGGCUACUACAUGCUGAUAGUGAUCGGGGAGAUCGGCACGGAGCACCAGCUGGACACCGCCAGAGCGCAGAUAGAGCGGGGACUUCGAUCCUGGGACGUCGACCUCAAGUGCUGUGACCUUGAUCAGCAGCUGCAGCUAUUUAUAACUCGUCACUCCGCCCACUUCUCCUCCGAGGUCAGAGGACAGAGAACUCUCCACCACAGAAGUGAUGUCCUAGAGACAGUGGUGCUUGUCAACCCUUCAGAAGACACUGUUGUAUCAGAGAUCCAGUCUCUAGUCACAGACUCAGCAGGACACAAGCUUCUGGUCUUGAGUGGCCAGAGCUCAGAUCACAGUGGCCUCCUUCUUCAAACUGGGGUUUUCACCUACCAGACCUUUUCACGUGUCUUUGCUGAUCCUGGGGUCAGUGAAUUACUGGGCACAACAGCCCCCAAGCAGCAGGCUACACUCACUGUGUCCUGCCGCGGGGAGGUGGGCUGGAGCUCCCUGGGACAGCAGCAGACCCUGCGGGAGUUCCUGGAAUACAAACUAAACCCUGAGCCUGUUCUCCCCAAGAUGGAGGGCGUCACCGAGUUCACAGAGUACAUCUCUGAGACGGUCGACGUCCCUUCACCUUUUGACCUCCUGGAGCCACCAACCUCCGGAGGCUUUCUGAAACUGUCCAAGCCAUGUUGCUACAUCUUUCCCGGUGGACGAGGAGACUCUGCUCUCUUUGCUGUGAAUGGCUUCAACAUCUUAGUGGAUGGAGGCUCUGAACGAAAAUCAUGCUUCUGGAAGCUGGUUCGUCACUUGGACCGCAUUGACUCGAUUCUACUCACACACAUUGGUGCUGACAAUCUCCCGGGUAUCAAUGGGCUGCUUCAGAGGAAGAUAGCAGAACAGGAGGAGGAGCAGUCUCAAGGCUCCACCAACUAUAGCGACUGGAUGAAGAACCUGAUCUCUCCUGAACUAGGUGUGGUAUUCUUCAACGUGCCGGAGAAGCUCCGUAUGCCAGAAUCUAACCUUAAAGUGAAACGCAGCAUCGAAGAGGCCUCACUGACUUUGCAGUACCUUAACAAACUAGGAAUCAAGCCGGAGCCUCUCUUUCGAGUAGUCAGCAACACCAUUGAGCCCAUUACUCUGUUCCACAAGAUGGGAGUGGGCAGGUUAGACAUGUAUAUCCUCAACCCUGUCAAAGACAGUAAAGAAAUGCAAUUUUUAAUGCAGAAGUGGGCUGGCAACAGCAAGGCAAAAACUGGUAUUGUGUUGCCCAAUGGGAAAGAAGGAGAAAUAUCUGUACCCUACCUGACAUCAGUUACAGCCUUAGUCGUCUGGCUCCCCGCCAACCCUGCAGAAAAGAUCGUCAGAGUGCUGUUCCCUGGGAAUGCGCCACAAAACAAGAUCCUAGAGGGGCUCGAAAAAUUAAAGCACCUUGACUUCUUGCGCUAUCCUGUAGCCACACAAAAGGACAUUGCCUCAGGAGCUCCUCCCUCUGUUAUAAAACAAACCAAGUUAAAACAAAGAACAGAUAGCAAAGAGAGUCUCAAGUCCUCCCCAAAGACUACUGCAAAGGCCUCAAAGAAAGAAACUGAAGGACAAGAUGAUGUGUCAGCCGCCACAGAGGCAAAGAGUGACUCUGUGAAGGAAAAUAUAUCAGAGAAAAAAGAGGAGAAAAAACCUACUAAAACUAUAAAAUCUAAAACUGAUGUGCCAGAAAAGAAAAAACUCUUGAAAGAAAAAUCCUUAAAAAAGCACCCUAAGGAAAGGGUGUCAAAAAUGGAUGAGAAAAAGGACAAGGAAAAGAAAGAGAUCAAGAAAGUAAAGAAAGACGACUCUGCUAAAAAAGAUGAAAAGAAAGAUGUUAAGUCCAAAGAGGACAAAAGGAAGGAUGCAUCCAAACCUGAGCUAAGAAAAAUGACAAAGCCUGACCUAAAACCACUUACACCAGAAGUCAGAAAGACAUUACAUAAAGCUAAAGUGUCAAAUAAAGCCAAGACUGGAAAAAUCAAAACAGCAAAGGCUGAACCUGCUCAACCGAAGCCAGAAGAGCCAAAACCUGAAACUGCUCACUCUGAACCAAUACAGAAUGGAGCUGUUGAGGGCACGUCUGCUCCCUCAACUCCUGAGGACCUCACCAAGGAUUAUGAAGAACUGAAAAAAGCUGAAGUAGUAGCUGUAUCAGCAGAGCCACCAGACAGUAAUGAGGUUUCAUUGGAGCUGACAGCACAAAACCUUACCCAAGAGAAGCAGGAAGCACAAGAAACUAUAUCUGAAAUUCCACCUGGCACAAAGUCUCCAGAAAAGGAGAUAUCAGCCCCAGAAGUGAAAGCUGAAGUUGAAGACAAAGACAAGCAGCCAACACAAGAGAGAGAAAUAGAAGACGCUCAAAAGUUUGAGGAUGAGGGAGCAGCAACUCAGGAUGAGGAAGAGGAAGAGGAGGAGGAAGAGGCCCCAGCUGCUGAAAAGAAAACAGAAGAAGAGGACGAAGAAGAUAUGGGAAUAGGUGAAGAGGAAGAUGAGGCAAAGGACGAUGGGCUUGACAGGAAACACGAGAUAGAAGAAAUGGAGAAAUCAGACAAUCUCUCAGCCAAGGAUGUUACAAAAGAGGGGUUACAAAUGACUCCAUCCAAGGAGGAAGAGGAGGAGGAGGCAGUGGAGAAAGCCGAACUGGAGGAGGUAGAAGAUUUAGAUGUAAUAGCAGAUGAAGAGAUCAAAGUCAAACCUGAAGAUGCAGUUGAAGAACAAAUGUUCACUGAAAGCAAAACCACAGAAAUUCUGACUGCAGCCGAAGAAGAAGAAGAAGAGGAAGAGGAGGGCUACCUGUCACAUGUUGGAGGGGCCACAGCUCCCAUAACCUCAGUGGCUCAAGGAGCCGCUGCCGCUGAACCCAUCUCUUACAUCCAAGACGAGACCAUUCCCGGCUACUCUGAGACAGAGCAGACCAUCUCUGAUGAGGAGAUUCACGAAGAGGCAGAGGAGAGGAUACCACACCUUCAGUAUGAUGUCGGUGCCUACGACAUCUCUGUUCCAGAUCAGACUGGAUCAUUUGUAAACAUUCACGGCAUGAGGGAAAUGCAAGCUGCGGCUAUGACCGAGAAAAGUUUUAUCCCAGGUGUGCAGGAGCAAGUAUCAGUGUUCACCAACAUCAUCACUGCUCCUCUGGCAGAAGAGGAGCAUGUGUCUUCUGCAACGUCCAUCACAGAGUAUGACAAAAUGUCUUCCUUUCCUACUUCUAUCGCCGAAGACCAAUCUGUGGCAUCUGCCGCAGCACCUCAAGCUGAGGAACCACCCAAAACCCCUGUUCCUCUGUCAACCCCACCUGAUUCUACCCAAGGCAAAGAGCAGCCUCUCUCUGCAGGAACUCUUUCACCACCUUCUUUAGAAGAUGACAAACCAUCCAAGUCACCAUCUGAUGACUUACAGCUUCCUGUUGCAGAAGUGAAGACGGGGGCUACAGCUCCUGAUGGUCACAAUGAGGAGGAAGAAGAAGAGGAGGAAGAAGACCAAACUCCUAAUGUUGAUAUUUCACUUGAAAAACUCCAAGAGAGCUAUGCUUCAUCCCAAUUAUUACAGGGUCAAGAGAAAGAUAUUGAAAAGCUCGCUGGCUCCGUGUCUCCAGUUUCAACGUCUAUACAAGACACCAAACCAGUCCACCUACCAGUUGAAGAGGAAAAUAUAGACGCAGUUGCACAUAAAGAUAUUUCAUCUGUUGUGCCUACUAGACCUUUUGGAUCAGACUCAGUAACUUCAGAGAGUGAAGAGCGCUGCUUCAGUCCGGAUGAUAUCACUGUGAAAAUGGCCUCCCCUCCACAGUCCGGACCAACGAGUGCAGCUCAUUCUCCACUUCGUCAGUCACCAGUGGAAGACAAGAUGAAGGUCUUCCCAGAUUUGGAGCUGCAAAAGCAAGAGGAGCUCCUCGAUGUAGUCACAGCAAAUGAAGACAAAACUAAAAAGAAAGCUGAAGCAGAUCAGCAUGAAGUAGAAGUUUCAACAUCUUUGAACAAAUCAUUUGAGAAGGACAUAAAAGAGGUUUCAGAAAAAGAUGAAGGCAAACAGGCAGAAACAAUACCUGUUGUUGCUGCAUCUUUAACAGAAGUUCAGCCACACGUGUUAGGGAGGGAUUCACUCAUCUCAUCUGGACAACAUGAUGAAGAGGUUGACAAAGGGCUCAAAGAGAAAGAACCUAAAGUGCCUGUUCCACGUACAUUUCCAGAGAAGGAGAAUCGUUUUCAGGAUGACGAUGAUAACAAGAAAGAUGAUGAUGAUCAUCAUGAUGAUAAAUCUGCAGUUAAAACCGUCAAGGCGGAACAGAAUAAACAAAAGGACGACACCGCCGAUGUCAUACAAAUAAAGGAUGAGCAAAAACAGAAAUCUGUCAUCCAGGAAGACAUUUCGGCCAUUAAGUCCAUCACAGAUGAAAAAGCAGAGAAACAGGCAAUAAAAGAUGAUACCUCUGAUAUUAAACCUAUAAAAGAGGAGCAAAUUGCAAAGGACAUUGUCACUGUUGACAGAGCCAUUAAAGAUGAACAACAAGAGCCUGAAAAUCAGAUGGAAAUUGUAGAUGUUGUUUCUGAGGCAAAACAAAUCAAACAUGAGCAGAAGCAGAAAGAUACAAAAAAAGAUGAUGAUUUUGACCUCAAAACCAAAGGUGAGGUAAAGAAGACAGAGGUUAAAAUGGACGAUGUAUUUGAUAGUAAGAUUUUGAAAGAGGAGGAGAAGAAAGAGACAGAAAAGGGUGAUACUUUUGAUGUCAGCUCUAUAAAGACUGAAAAGAAAGAGAUUGAAAAGGUCCACGCCACAGAUAUCAAGCCUGUUAAAGACGAGAUGGAGAAAGAGGCAAAGAAGGACGAUAUGCCCAUUAUUGAGCCUACUAAAGAUGAGAAGAAAAAGGAGAUAGAAACAUCUGAUAAAGUGAUGGAAGAUAAGAAAGAGGAAAAAGAGAUGGAAAAGAUGGAUGCAAGCCCUACCAAGCCCUUUACAGAUGAGCAGAGAGAAAAGGAAAAAGAGAUGGGUGACACUGUUGCUAAACUCACCAAAGAAGAAGUUAUUAGUAAAGGUGAUACGUCUGCUGUUACCAUCAAAGAAGAAAAGGGGCAAGAGAUUUGUAAAGAUGCUAUCUCAACCAUUAGCUUCACCAAGGUAGAGGAAAAGGAUGAAACAGUGAAUAAAGAUGAGAUUCUUGCUGCCAAGCCAACCACAGAGCAAGAAAAAGAGAAAGAGACUUGUAAAGAUAAUAGUUCUGACACCAAACUCUCAAAGGAGCAGGAAAAGGAUAUGACAACAAGCAAGGAGGAUGCUUAUGUUUUCAAAUCUACUAUAGAAGAAGACAAGAAAGAAGACAUAAGCAAAGAUGAUACUGCUGCUAUAAAACUUACCAAGGAAGAGGAAAAAGAUAAACUGCCAAGUAAAGAAGAUACUUCUGCUGUUAAACCAACAGUUGGAGAAGAAAAGGAACAAGAGGAAAGUGAAGAUGAUACUGCUGUCAUCAAACUUACCAAGAUGGAGGAAGAGCAUGUAAUAGUAUGUAAAGAUGAUGAUUUCUCUGCCACAUCAACCAAGGUAGAAGCAAAAGAGACACUUUCUGCCAAACCAGUCAUGGAGGAAGAAAAGGGGCAAGAAACAAAUAAAGAUGAAGAUGUCACUUCUGCUGUUAAACCCGCCAAGAUGGAGGAAGAGAAUGUAAUGAUGAGCAAAGAUAUUUCUGCUGUCAAAGCAUCCAAGGACGAAACAAGCACAAAGGAUGACAUUUCUGUUGCUAAACUCACCAUGCAAGACGAAAAGGAGAAAGAAAUCAGUAAAGAUAUUUGUGCUGUCAAAUCGCUAGAAGAGCAGGAGAAAGCUAUAGAUAAGGAGGAAACUUUCACUGUGAAACCAUCAGAGGAGGAAGAAGUGUCAAUUCAGGAUCAUAGUGUUGCUAUCACACCCAUCAAGGAUGAAAAAGAAACAGUGACAAUUAAGGAUGACAUUUCUGCUAUCAAACUUACCAAGGAGGAGGAAAGCAAAGACACUGCUGGUGUAAAAUCCCUCGCAGAUGAGGAAAAGAAGGUAGAGUUGAAAGAUGUUACAUCUGACAUAAAACUCAUCGAGGAGGCAAAAGAAAUCCCAAAGGACAAAAUUUAUGAUAAAGAAAUUAAGGUCAAAGAGGAAGAAAUAGAAAAACAGAAAGAAAAGAGUGAAAUUUCUGAUUUUGUAACCAUGAAGGAGCAGAAGGAAAAUGACAUAGAUGAUACUUCUGUCAAAACUAUGAAGGAUGACAUAGAGGUGGAAAAAAGUGACAUUUAUGACAAACAAACCAAAAUGCAGGAGACAGAAGAGCAGAAGGGCGAUAUCUCUGACCACAAACCGAUUUUGGAAGAAAUUAAGGAUAAAGAAACUGACUCCAGUGUUGAGCAACCCAAGGACACGAAAGAGAAAGACUCAUCUAAAGUUGAAACCAUCGAGGAGGAAAUGAAAGAUGUAGUCAAACAGGGCAGUCGUGAACCUGAAUCCAUCAAACAGGAGACAGAGAAAGAGAUGUACACUCCAACAAUCAGCGCCAAAGAUGAGAAAAAAGGGAAAGAUGAUUAUUCUUUUGAGUCUGAAUCUAAGACAGAUGGUAAAAAAGAAGUAGAUGUGUCUCAGACCUUGGAAGAGGAGAAAACUAAAAAGGAUGAUAUUUGUGACGUUAGUGAUAAGCAUAUACAAAAAGAAACCUCUGAUAAGCUUACUGGAACUCAGAAAGAGAAGGAAACAUUUGGCGCUACAUCAGUAGAAAUGCAGCAAGACACUUCUGUAACUACAUCAAGUGAAGACUUGACACCAGUUAAAGAUAACAUUUGUGUGUCUCCCAGCCACAUCCAGGAGAAAAAAGAUCAAGAUAAAGAAGCAAAGGUCAUUAUUAGUCAAGAAGAGAAAAUGGAGAAAGAAAAAGAUGAUGCACAUGUUGCUGAACUGAGCAAAGAACAGAAAAUGGAAAAAGAACAAGAAAAAGAAUACACCUAUGGGACUGAAGACAUCAAAGAUGAAAAAACAAAACCAGAAGAGGAUGAAAAGAUGAUUAAAGAAAAGGAUGUUGCUGACAAGAAGACAGAUGAGAUAACUGAGAAAGAAAAGUAUGACCCCUCUGAUGCAGACCACACCAAAGAGGAGAAAUGGGAGAGCGAGGAGUUACAAGAGAAAGACCUGGACAAAGCCAUUAAACAACCUGCACAGACAGUAUUAGGAGAAGCAGCAAUGGGAUCCAAGUCAGAUUACAAACCUGCAUUUGUGGUUCAGUCCUCCGAUGAAGACAGGGAAGAUGAAGAGGAGGAGGACAUUUGUAUGGGAGGAGCAGGCUCCAGACCUUUGUCAGUGGAGCCAAGAAAAUCAGAACAUGAUAUCUCCUCUGCAGGUCUACCCUCAUCCCAAACUCCACAGACAAGUGACCAAACUAAACCGCCAAUAUCAGAACAGACCACAGUGAUCAUACCAACACUUACAAUGCAGGAGCCCUCUAUUGAUGAAGACAUCAAAGAGUUUGGCAAAGAAGAAUCCAGACUUUCACCUGAAGCAGGCAAAGAUGUUGUGAAAAUAGAAACCACACCUGCACCACUUGCCAAGCCAGAGCCCUCCUUUGAUAUUGUCACAUCAAAGGAGGAGAUGACCUCUAUUCCUAAACAAGAAACAGCUUUUGAUAUCCCAGCAGCUAAAGCAGAACCAAUGUCAGACUCAACUGGGAAAAAGCCUGUUUUGUCAACAGUAUCAAGCAGUGACAGUCAACCAAGGAGCUGUACGCUUUCGAGCACUGAGAGCCAGUCCAAUGUGGAGGAAUCACCACAACAAGAGAAACAGAUACCAUCUCAGACAAGCUCAAGAGUCAGUGCUACAGAAAAGACAAAACUGGAUGAGAAACCAGGAAAGGAAGCAGAGAGGGAGAUGGAAGGAGAGAGAGAGGUGGCUUCUCCAGGAUUAACACAGCCUUGUUCAUAUUUCAUGUUGGACAAAGAGGCCAGCCACACUGAAGGUGUAAAAUCAGACACUGCAAAAAUGGAGAGUGUUGAUAAAAUGACCUCAGAGAAGGAAACGGUCAGUGGAAGCCCUGGAGAUGAAAAGCAAACCUUUGGUGCGUCCAAGUACGAUCCAUAUGAAAAGCCCAUUCCAAAGGAUCAUGACUCGGACUCUCGAGAAGAAAGUGAGGUUUCUUUAGGUUUUGAUCACACCUCUGAUAUGGGUAUUGAUGAUAACAGAAGAACAAGCCAGACUGGAGGAGCCAUGUUCCUCCUGGAUGAUCAGUACAAAGAAGAGCCUCUGUCCUUUAGCAGAGUCGACUACAGCCCGGUGUCCCUCACAGAGAGUGAAAGAAGCAGCCACCACGUUCAGAGUGCCUCGCCUAAAUAUGAAGACAGAGAGAAAGGCCAAGAGGAAGAGAGGGAGAGAGAAGAAAGACCAGAUACACCUUAUGUUGACCAGAGUUUUUCAUCCAUUGACAUGGGAGAUAACAAAAUGUCCCAGGCUGCUGAGUCUUAUUCUUUCAGUUCCAAAGAGGACAAACCUGAGAAAUCAGAGAAAGAGAAAGAGGAUAUGAUGGAAGGUGCUGCAGCAACUUUUCAAACAGGGGCAACAGGAGAAAGUGAUGCGAGUGUGGUUUCUACCAGUGCUGCUGUUCAAUCAGCAGGUGUAUCAUUAAGACAAGAAAUACCCUCUCCGUCAUGGAGCCUAUCGGAUCUCGGUACCCAAGUCUCAGCUACUCCCGUAGCUUUUGGAGAAUUCACAGAAAAGAUAACAGAAAAAGACAAAGAAAAAUCUGCUGAGUCACUCAAAGACAAAAUGGAGUUCUCUGAUCAUGAAAGAGAGGGAUCUCCAUCUGGUCGGCAUUCACCUGCAGAAAAAGACAUUUUACCUCAACAAGCAUCACCUUUAGAGAAAGAAACCUCAAGUGAUUCGCAGACUUCACCUGCUGCCACAUUUUUAGGACAUGAAAUAGAUGAUAAUGUUUUGGCAUCUGACAAUAGUGAAAUUAGCAGCUCUGCCACUUGUAAAUCCGUAGACUUUCCUGAAGGAAAAGAGAGUCUGAUAGAUAAAAGGUUACUUGUAGAGGGGGAAGAUUUCAAUGUUGAUGAUGAUGAAGAUGAAGAUGAAGAAGAGGAGGAAGAAGAGGAGGAGGAGUUAAGUGAUGUAGAUAUGGAAAAGGGUGCCAGAGAACAGUCUGAAAAAGAAAUGUGCAGACGUAGCUCUGAUGAUAGUGCUAUGUUAGCAGAGGUACAGGACUCAAAUAAAAAGUCUCAGUUGCCUGAAUCAAGCUGUCUUAAAGAGGAAACAGUCUAUAAACCAAUACCUGAUGACACCUCAGCUUCCAAAGUCACAGAGACAGACAAGCAGGACGUGAGUAAAAAACCACCAUCUCCUGAAACAAAACCACUCAAAGAAGAUGAUACUCGUGACACAGCCACAUCCAAGCUUCCUGAGACAAGAAGUGAAGAUGUAGCUAAAACAACUCCGUCACCAGACCCAGGUGCUCACAAAGUGGACGAAAACUGUUUUACUACAUCAGAUGCCCCAAAACUUCAAGAAACAAAGAAAGCAGAAGACACAGACAAAAAGCAUUUGUCUCCUGAACCAACCACAAAAAGAAGGUUGUCCUCAGUAGAGAAUGUUACUUCCUCUGAAGUACUAGAGUCAAAGAAAGGAGUUGACGACAAAGUAUCGCCAAGCUUUUCGAAAAUGGAAACUAGUCAACCAACAUCCACAAGUAGCUUGACAGGCAGCUCUUUGCCACCUGACCAUUCAGAGUCCAUGUCCAAGACUACGUCUAGUUCUUCCCCUCCACUAAGGGGUAGCUAUGCCGAUAUCGGACAGAGCAGAUCUGGAGGUUAUUCUGAGCAUUUUUACAAUGAGGAGAGUCAAGUAGGAUUGAAGGAGGAUAAGAAAGAAACCCAGCUAUCCAAGCUAAGCGAUGAUAAAUAUUACAGCCAAAGAGACAUCCAAGAAGAAAGUCUAGAUGAGAGGCAGACCCCAGAUAUCACCGCAAAACAAGAGGAAACUACCUCAUCAGCUUGCACAUACACCACCUUAAAAUACUCAACUGCAACAUACUCAUCCACAUCGUACAGUUACUCGUCCUCAGCCUCAACUCCUGCCCCUUUGAGCCAUCAGUUUGGAGACUCUGAAGUAACUCUAGCCAAAGAGGAGCCAUCGUUCACGACAGAGUCUACAAGUUCCUGCUUUGGGGGGUUUCAGAGAGAUGAGUACAUGGAGGUUUCGACGAAACCUACAACAAAAGUGUCUUUACCCAGCCAGAUUGGUGAGACUCAACCAUCUUCUCCAGUCUCGUCUACCACUGCCAAACAGACUGAGGAUCCAAGUGGUUCUGCAAAGCCUGCAACGGAUACAAAGUCAAGCACUGAUAGUUUCUAUACGCUAGAAACUAAGAUGACAACAUCCUCCGCAGCACCAUCUCUACAAAGUACCGAAUCAGUAAUAGUGUCAGAGAUUUUAUCCACAUCAGAGGCUUGCUUUGAUGUCUCUCCCCUCCAAAGGGCUGACUUCUCUGACAGGGUGUCCGAAGGGUCAGUGGAAGAUGAGGAGCCUGAUACACUUGAAAUGGAAGACAGCACCCUACCAUGUCGUAUUGAAUGUCAAAAAAUCGAAGUGGCUGAGCAAAAAGAGACUAUUUCAUCGAUAACUGAGUCAUAUGUAGUAGAAAGUACCAUACAAAGUACCAUACACUCCACAGAGACAGUCACCAUCACCUCUACUACUGUUAUAUCUAAACCUGAUGUGGUGAUGGAAACAACACAACAGACAGCCACAGUUACUCCACUAAGUGAUAGUGGAGCUAGCAAAACCACCUGUGCCACAACAGACAUGUCCAAAACAGAGGAGGAUAAAGAGAAAAAGGAUAAAAAACUGGAGGUAAAAGAGGAAAAGACAAAUGGAGCAAUUGCACCUUUGAAGGAAGAUGCAAAGGUGUCAGAAAAAGAAACAAAAGAAAAAGAUGAAAAGACAGAGACUGCUAAAGUGGAAACAGAGGAAAAGAAACUGGAGGAUAAGACAUGCAAAGACAGCACAGAGGAGAAGAAGGCAACCGCUGAUCAAAAGAUAUGUGAAAAAGCAGAAGAUGGUAAGAAAGGAGAGGCAGAAAGAGUAGAGGAGAAAAGCUUGUUGGAGAAGCCACCAGAGAGAUUAGAGGUCAGGAGAAAGAGCAGUAUAUCUGAUUGGGAGCUACUACAGAGGCCUGAAGACUGUCCAAGUGCCCCUCCUCCAGGUUUUGGCGAUGAUGAGGAGGAGGAUGAGGAAGCAAUGGAAGCAAUGGAAUGGAUGGCCAGUGUCCACAGUACCCCUAUGUCCACCUCAAAAGAUACCUAUCACACAGAAACAUCUAGCAAAGGAGCCGUAAAGGCUGAUCGUCCCUCUGACUUGAACACAGGAGCCACCUCCUCCUCUGCCUCCCAUGCAGGCUACUCCUCCUGCGAAUAUAAACACCGUAAAGGAGAACUUUCUCCAUCGUUCAUCAACCCCAGCCCUCAUCAGCUCUCCAGUGACGAGGGCGAGGAGGACGGCCGCAGUGACCACUCCGAAGAAGGGGAUGAGGAUGAUCAGGAGCAACAUUCUGUGAAAAGGAGGUCGCACAAGCAGAGGCACCACCAUGCUCAGAGUUACCAUGGAGACGCUGGACAGGGGCCACCCCAGCUACCUGGCGCCACGUCAUCCGGUUUGGCUGUGACGUUGGCUGGAGAGGAAACACCUCCGACAUCAGUGAGCGACUCGUUGCCUUCACAGUCUGAUUCUGACGUCCCUCCAGAAACCGAGGAGUGUCCGUCCAUAACAGCUGAAGGAAAUCUGGACUCAGACGAAGACGCUGAACAUCUGCCGGUGGACAAAUUAUCUGCAUCUGGAGCUGGGGGGGGUCACCAUCCUCCAUCACCAAGGUCAGCUCAGAGGACUCAUGAUCCUCCCCCGACCCCAAUGAAGGACCCUCAUCCCCACCCUCCCCAACCAGAUGUGUGCAUGGUAGAUCCAGAGGCUCUUCUCAAUGACCACAGCAGCACAGAGAAACUUCUUAAGAAGGAGCACAAGACCACCAAGGGCCUCAAAAAGGGCAAACCCAAGUCAGCCUCCCCCGCUCGUAAGGGUGAAGUCAGGAAGAGGUCCUCUACUCCAGUGAAGCAGACUUCCAAGGACUCCGCCUCACCUCGAUCAGCCUCCCUCAGGAGGAAGGACACAGAGAGAAGCUCCAGGCUGAUCAAGAUGUCUGAGACCCAAGGCUCCAGGAGUGAGAUCCUCAAUCCGGGGAAAGGCUUGGUCAAUGGUGUCAAGAGCAGUUCAGGUAACAACUCCCAGAAAACUAGCUCAGCCGUCCCCCCUGGACCACCAGUCUACGUCGACCUGGCAUAUGUGCCCAACCACUGCAGUGCCAAGAACGUGGACCAGGAAUUCUUCAAGAGAGUGCGAGCUGCGUACUACGUGGUGAGUGGGAACGACCCAGGCAGCGGGGAGCCCAGCCGCGGAGUCCUGGACGCCCUGCUGGAGGGCAAAGCUCAGUGGGGCUCCAAUUUACAGGUGACCCUGAUCCCGACCCACGACACGGAGGUGACCCGGGACUGGUACCAGCAGACCCACGAGAAGCAGCAGGACCUGAAUAUCAUGGUUCUGGCCUCCAGCAGCACCGUAGUGAUGCAGGACGAGUCCUUCCCUGCCUGCAAGAUCGAGUUCUGAGCUUCAUGAGCCCAGCCGUGCUCCCCAUCCUCCCCCUCCCUGUCAUCUGUUCUCACUGGUGGUAGAGCGAGAGCGAACAGCACUCUCUGCUUCUUCAAAGCUUCUCUCUCUCUCAUGGUACCAGUCUCAAAUGCACUUGCUGCAGCCCUCAAUACACUAGAUUCUGUUAGCUGAAAUCAAAGUCAAAACUCUGGGUUUAUGCUCUCUGUGACAGUGGGGUUACCAUGCAAAUAAUAACGUACUUUCAUGUUUGUUUUCUUCUGUGAGUUAACCGUCUGCCCUAACACAUCUCUUAUACUAGCACUAACAAUUGUGAUUAAAAAUUCAAAUCAUUUUCAGCAACAUAAUCACAUGUAACAAUUUUCUUUGCCUCAUAACUAACAGAAAAAUGUACCCACAAAUGCAUAAUGCCACAGUUAAACUAUAAUUUAGUAAUGUGUAAUUCUGAAACUGUUGGCUCAAAUUAACUUGGAAAUGUAAUACUCCCAAGUGGCAAAUUUCUCAUCCAAAGGGCCAAAACGUGUGCCAAAACACUAUUAAAACAGAAAUUCGUAUUAUACAUAAAGUUCUCCAAAAUGUCUCAAUCAGUGAUCAGUAAUUUGUUUAGAUUGUAUACAGUGUUUUAGAAGAGUAGAAAUCUUUCUUUCUUAAUUCGAAGCUAUCUUUUCCAUCAGUGCACAUGACAAAACCCAUCCUUUGCAAUUCUGCUCACGCUACAGUAGUUUUUGGAUUAACUCAAUAAUGACAUAAAUUGAUGUUAUGUAAAAAAAACAAAAAAAACAACAAAAAAAAAAAACGUUCCUUCUUGUCAUUUGUGGUGAAGUUUUAGGAGGUGCCUGAAGUUGCCACUGUUUGAAAUCUUUCUUCUCGGCUUUCACAGCUUCGCUGGUGCAUGAUGCUUGCGUUUUAGCUCGGACUCUUUCAGAACUGCAUAGGGUUAAUCCUUUCUUUAGCCAGCCUUCAAGUCUGGAUUGCAGUAUAGUGUAGAUAGGUUACUACACUGUUUGGCUGUCUAUGCUCAAGUGAAUUCAAUAGGCGCCAGGCAAAGGGACGAUGUUUGUACAUUAAUCAUGUCUCUGCUGGAUGUAACGGUUCCUCUAAGUCUUUAUCAUGGUCUUUGUUGGUUGUAUGUACUCCAGUAUACAUAUAGGGUAAAUGUUUCUAUCAAUACAGAGGUUAUGUUAAAUAAAUGAUAUAUUUUGUGAUGAUGCAGCAAAUUAGAUCCUUUAAGCGAAUGCAGCAUUUUUGAUCAUGCAUUUGAGAAGAAGGUUUAAUUAACAUUUCCGUCUUUUCCUCCUGUUCAGCUACAUUUUACCGUCUCUGUCAAUAUCAAAAAGCGAUGGAAAAAAAAAACAAGCAGUGACCUGUGACAAAUGUAGCAAUGGAAGCUCGUCCACUAGUCCCUUCAGUUGAUGUUACGGCAGCGGGAACUGCAAUAUUUAUAUUUGGGGUUAUUUUUCAGGAAAAAAACGAAGUGUGUGACAGGAGGCUUCUUUUAUGUGCCUUUAGCUUGUGGUUUUGGAGAGAGGGGGAUAUUUUAAGGACAUGUCAGCCAUUUUGAUGCAGAGCCAGAAACCAGGGUAAAUCAAAGAAAGUACACAACUCCGUAAUAGAGGACCAAUCAGUUCAUACAGUACACGCACAAACCUUAUCCACACCCAGGAUACUUUGAAAUAAUACACUUACAUGGAAAUAAUCCAGUUAAGUAUUAAUUCCACAUUCUGAAAUGCCACUUUCAAAUCAAUAUUAAUGUCACUGAGCACGGUAUGUACGAAAUAGGAAUGUAUUUUUCUGAGGUGGGAGAAGAGAGUUUAGAAGUUGGAUUUUUGUUUGUAGUUGAAGCACAGAGAGUUGGAGUAGUAGCAGAAAAUAACUUUUCAUUGUGAUAAAUUAAUGUACAAGACCUUCCUCCAAACUGAGCUUGCUGUUAGCAUUUACCUAAUCUUAAUCCCAAAGUAAUAUUUAUAGAAUGAGCAUGAAUGUGAUGAUUAUGAUUGUUCUGGACACAGUUAUAAAGUAGGAAUGUCUCCGAAGUAGUUCUGUGUGUGUGUGUGUGUGAGUAUACAAUACACACUGAGUAGCUGUUUAUAUAACGCAGCAUAGUUUGUCUGACGGUGACGUGGCGAGUGAGUUUUCUGUGGGUUCAGGAAGAAUGGUCUUUCUGCUUGUUCACAGCCAGAUCCGAGAGAAGCUCAUAUGUUAACAUUCAAUUUACAUGAGGCCAAGUUUUAUUUCUUCAUUUCUAUCCGAAUUUUUAGAGUAACAAAUUUACAUUUCCAAUUAAUUCUGGUUUAAUUUUUCUCCAAAUUUGUGCUGAGAAGCAAUUCUGAUUAUUUUUUUUUUACAUUUCAUUUUUGUCUAAAUAAGAAAUACAUUUCUGCCAAUAGCUCAUCACAUGUUUGUUGUUUUUGUUUUCUUUUGUUUUCUGAAGACUGAUUUGAGGCUAGGGGACGGGCCAGGCUGGGCCAAGCAGGGGAGGCUUGGAUUUUCAGAAAGGACUUUGUUUGAGCUAUUGAUGACAGAUUGAUUGUCAGGAUGUUGCCAACUAAAAGCGGGGAGGAUCCUCUGCUUGCACAGUUUAACUUCACUCAAUUCUUUCCCUCAACCUGGGACCAGUGCCAUUUCUUUCCUUGUAAAACUCAAUCAUAACGCUCACACUACCUUAUACCUCAUCUUCCAAAGCCUCUGUGCUCUUUACUCUGCCUGGCCCCUUUAGUUUCAAAUCACAAGGUUGUCACUGAAUGUUUAUUAUACUUGUCCAUUAUGCACUGUGUAAGAGGCAGACAUAGCUUUUUUUUUAUCCCACUGGGGAGAAUUUGAGUUUGAUGCAGGUUGUAUAUUAAAACAGCUGGGAACGCACAAGUACACACACCCUAGUGUGGAGGGGAGUUGAUUAACUGAAGGGCACAUUACGACGUGCACACUGAGGGGACAGUGAAGGUUCAAAAUGACUCCCUUGAAAACAGUUCAUGCCUAAGUGUUCAAUCAAGAAAAAAGUCCUUUUCACCCCUUCUUCGAAGCUGUCUGGAAAUGUGUCCAAAAUGCCAGGAAGAAGCUUUUCAAUUUGUGGAUCAGAUUUUGUGGAUGGUCUGAUAUGUUGUACUGUCUUUGAAUAAUGUUUUUAAGUUGGCAGAUUCCAAAUACCCGGCCUUGAGAUUUUCAAGGCGUCAGUAGAAUGCUGUGAAUCACUCAAUACUGAACUGUGUGACUAUACAGAAGCUGAAUGCACUAUACUGGAGAUCUAUUUUUCUGAAUGUAGUGUUGGUACUACCAUGCGAAUGCUGCUGGAUCUAAACAAUAGACAAAAAAAUAAAUAAAAACAAAAAAAACAUUCACACCAACCUAGACAGAAAUAAAUUUUAGGAAGCACAGAUACGGUUUUCUGUUUUGACAAAUUGUCAAUUCAAUUAUGGUUCUGUUCCAGAGGAAGAGACAAGUUUGACUCUUGACUUGUCAGAGAGCAACGGAGAUCCCGUAACGAACAUAUUAACAGUAACAGAAAUAGUACUAACUGCAGCUGCAACUUUUUCCUUUUCCUGAAUAUGACUUGAAACACAUGCAGACUCAAAAACCAUCAAUAAAAUUAAACAAACGCUACAUGUACAUUGAUGUACUGUACACAGAUUUGUACAUAACACUCUGGAAAGAACAAAUCUAUGAUAUAACAAACUUAUCCUUCUUGUGAUAACUGUUCAUUUUAGCUGAUUUUAGUGACAGUAUGAUCAAAACUGCUAACUACUCCUUGAACUAAGAAAACUACACAAAACGCUGACAAGAUACAGAAUGAAAAAAAGUGCAUCUUUCAGUUGAAUUUCAUCGCCGUACCUGCAUUAAAAUGAAAAUAUCAUUUGAUCACAAUAUGGUGUCAUCUGUCCAUCUAAUCUCUCUGCAUGUGAUUUAUUUAGUUAUAAUCCUGAAUGUAAUUGUUUAACAUGGAAAUAAUAAUAAAAAAUACAAUGCUAUUUUAAAGAGGUAUAUUUGAAAAAAGCUAAUUGUCUUAACUGGUACUGAAAUGACCUACAGUAAUAUAAUACUGGGCUGUGCUUUUAUUGUUUGCCCUAUUAACAUGUUGUUAAGAAGACGCUGUAUUGGUAGUUCUGUUUGAUUCUCUCUCUUUUAUUUUUGCAUUGUAUUAAUCUUAGUUAUGUUUUUCUUCCUCAGUGCAAUAUUCAAUAUCUCUCUGUCUCUUUAAAUCUAACUGGUAAAACUAGAACUACUGCAGAUUCAUUGUAAAAGGGAAACAGCCUGGUGAUCAUCAAUUAAAGUACAUUGAAAUCUAAA